AGCGCCAACACGGUUAAAGUCGCCCAAGACGACGCUGUGGAAAUUGGGUCUUUUAUCAUACAUAACUGCCCUCCAUGUCCAGUCUCGAAGCGCUAGAAACAGUGGAAGACCUCCCAACAGCUGCCGACCUGCGCGCUGCCAAUGCAGAACUACUAGAUGCCUCUAUUCAGUUGCCUCCCACCCCCUCGGAGCUGGAAGAAAGGCAACCAACUCUACCUCUACAGCAAGCAAAGCAGCCCUCGUCGUUUGGAUGGCAAGGGUUUUCUUGGGGAGGACUUGUUGACGCCGUGAAGAAACAAAGCGAAGCUGUCGUAGACGUUUAUAAGCGUGACCUUUCGGAACUUGUUUCAGUCGUUACGACAGAAUCCACGACGCAGUUUGACAAGAUUUCACAUACCCUCAAAGACACAUUUGCAGAAAUUAGUGCCCCUACCGAACAUGAUAAUAAACAUGAAUCCACUCCUGAGGAUCUUUCUGCUAUUGCGGUUGGUGAUAUGGUCCUCGCUGGUCCGGGCUCUGGGACCGUCACCCCUAGAGCAGACAAGACGCUGGACUUGAGCGCAUUGGAUGAACUGACGGUCAAAGCAGAUAAAUUGUUGGGAAAGUUUAGUGAGGGAUUGACGCAGUUUUUGAGUUCGGCUGUAACGAUUGUACCCGGUGAAGAAGUGCAGGAGCAUGUCAGCAAAACGAAAAGCAAACCGGUCAAGCGAGAUGUGAUCUUCAACCGCAAAGCUGCUCUGCUCGCCUCCCUCAAAGCCGACCCAUCUACCUACCAAACGGAUCCCUCAAAGUCAACAGACGAAGAAUUUUGCGCCCGAUUCAAGACCUUUCAAGAAACGUUCACGACCCCCAAUCAGGAAAUCGCUGUGCUAGAACAGGACCCAGUGGUGAAAGGAAUGCUGGCACAGUUUGUACCGAGCGAAAUGUCUUUCAACGAAUUUUGGCUGCGAUACUUUUUCCGAAUUGCGGAGGUAGAUAGAGAAGAAGCGGUUAGAAAAGAGCUGAUGAACCUUUCAGAGCAAGACGAGGAGGCAUUUUCGUGGGGAUCUGAAGAUGAAGAAGAGGAGGAGGAGGUUGGCGGAGAUGCUAAAGCUGGACCUGAAGAAAAGGAUGCAACUCGGACGUCCGAAACUAUGUCUGAGGAAGCAUCGGAACAAAUCGACACUGCUUUACAAGAUGAUUCGGCCUCUGAGAUUGCGUCGACAGAGUUUACAGCAAACCCGCGUCUCGAAACCUCCCCAUCAAAGGAAUCGUCAACAUCCCCGAAUCCGGCAUCUUCCCAAGAAACCUCAGAAACCCAGUCUCCCAGCCCGCGCCCUACGCACCUCGCCGCAAAGCGGAGCAUGGACUCCACAGACAGCUUCGAAGUCGUCAACGGACCCGCAGGGCAGUCCAGUCCAUCCCCCGACCCAAAGGCGGAAGAGGAUGAUGAUUGGGGAAAUUGGGAGUGAGUUUAGUCAGUUGGGUGCGAUUAUAACUGCUGUAAAUACCACUUUUAUUCCAUUUAUACAUUUUUGUCACCAAA
Molecule: messenger RNA, 1525 nt
Organism: Spizellomyces punctatus DAOM BR117
Lineage: Eukaryota; Fungi; Chytridiomycota; Chytridiomycetes; Spizellomycetales; Spizellomycetaceae
Exons: 1
Coding region: 75-1451 (458 amino acids)
Cellular component (GO): cytoplasm
Source: RefSeq, a predicted model, not a curated record